This is a messenger RNA of Gossypium raimondii (Peruvian cotton), 2221 nucleotides long. Its product is annotated as probable inactive receptor-like protein kinase At3g56050. The transcript is spliced from 8 exons. Bases 162 to 1991 code for a protein of 609 amino acids. The record is from RefSeq and is a predicted model, not a curated record. Gene Ontology annotation, biological process: protein phosphorylation. Gene Ontology annotation, molecular function: protein binding; ATP binding; protein kinase activity. Lineage: Eukaryota; Viridiplantae; Streptophyta; Magnoliopsida; Malvales; Malvaceae.
UUUUCAAAACCAGAACAAAUAGAAAAACGAGGAAAAUUGUCUUAACUCUAAUAUCGUGUUAGAUUCACCCACUGACUCAGCCGCGUUUUUUUAUUUUUUCUUCCUAUCGUAGUGAAAAUUUUCUGGUUUUUUUUUUCGAGUUAAGACCCUCAAACAAGAAGAUGAUGAUGAUGAACAAGAACUGGAAGUUUGUAAGACUAAGACAAGAGUUUCAAGUUGGUGUUUUGCUGCUUUUAUUAUGUCAAAGUUUGGCUUGUUGGUCGUUGAAUGAAGAAGGAUUUGCUUUGUUGAGACUAAGAGAGAGAGUGGUGAAUGAUCCAUUUGGUGCUUUGUGGGCUUGGAAGGAAGAAGAUGGAGAGAUUAACCAUUGUUCUUGGUUUGGUGUCGAGUGCUGUGAUGGCAAAGUUAUUGCUUUGAAUUUGAAAGAUCUUUGUCUUGAAGGAACGCUGGCACCUGAGCUUGGAACUCUAAUUCAUAUUAAGUCUAUUAUCUUGCGGAACAACUCUUUUACCGGAACUAUCCCCGAAGGGAUCAGCGAACUGAAGGAAUUAGAGGUGUUAGACUUGGGAUACAAUAAUUUCAAUGAAUCGCUUCCAUCUGGACUCAGCAGCGAUCUCUCCUUAACAAUCCAGAACAGUGACCGAUCUGAAGGUGCAGUGCUAAGGAAAUUGCUGCAAGAAACGGCAAACACUUCUGCAAAGUCACCAAAAGCUCCAACUCAUCCUGCAUCUUCUGAACUGUCCACAAAUAGUACAUAUUUAAGGGAUGCUCCUGUUCCACGACCUCCCCCCUCUCCUGUUCCACAACCUCCCUCUGCUCCUGCUUCUAAACCUUCUGGAAAUGAUACAGUACCUAAUACUUCUGCUCCAUCACCGUCGGGAAGCAAUCCUUCUAUUUCUGACUCUAAGUCAAGUCAUGAAGCAGCAAUACUAGUCGGAAGCAUAGGGGGUGGUACAUUUCUUCUAAUAUUAAUAAUCAUUGCCUAUCUUUUGAAAACUUACAAGGUAUCUACUGUGAAACCUUGGGCCACAGGGCUAAGUGGACAACUUCAGAAAGCAUUUGUAACUGGUGUACCAAAGCUGAAGCGAUCAGAGCUUGAAGCAGCCUGCGAAGAUUUCAGCAAUGUAAUUGGUUCUACAAUGAUUGGGACGGUGUACAAAGGGACACUGUCUAAUGGAGUUGAAAUAGCUGUGGUCUCUGUUCCAGUUGAAUCUACCAAAGAUUGGUCGAAGAGUUUAGAAACACAAUUCAGGAAGAAGAUUGACACAUUAUCAAAGGUCAACCACAAAAAUUUUGUUAACCUUCUUGGAUAUUGUGAGGAAGAUAAUCCUUUCACUAGGAUGUUGGUUUUUGAAUAUGCUCCAAAUGGCACUCUCUUUGAGCAUUUACACAUUAAAGAAUCUGAGCAUUUGGACUGGGCUAUGAGGUUGAGAAUUAUAAUGGGCAUGGCUUACUGCCUCGAGCACAUGCACCAGCUAAACCCACCCGUACCCCAUAACAACCUGUCGUCCUCAGCUGUCAGUCUAACAGAAGAUUAUGCUACCAAAAUCUCAGAUUCAUGUUUCUGGAAUGAGUUGACUGCAUCAGACAGGGAAGCAGACGGAAUAAACCUUUCGGAUACCACAAUGGCAAGCCUAGAAAGUAACGUAUAUACCUUUGGCGUAUUAUUAUUUGAAAUAGUAACGGGCAGGAUGCCUUACUUGGUGGAUAAUGGUUCAUCUGAGGACAUGGCAUCAGACUAUUUGAGAAGGGAGCAAGCCCUCAUAGAGAUGGUCGAUCCUACUCUAAACUCUUUCGACAAGGACCAAUUUGACCUGAUCGGGGAGGUCAUAAAAUCUUGCAUCGACCCUGAGCCUGGACACAGACCGGAUAUGAGAGGAGUCAGUGCAAGAUUGAGAGAGAUUACUGCAAUCACUCCUGAUAAUGCGAUCCCCAAACUUUCUCCUCUUUGGUGGGCAGAGCUUGAGAUCAUGUCUACUGAAGCAAGCUAGAGGCUGAACUUGACGUUGCAAGUAAGAAACUUGGAUGUUUUUUUCUUGUUCUUCAUGUCAGUGCAGAGGCAAAAAUAAGUUUGCCUGUAGGUUGGUACUGGUUGUAUUUAUUUCAAGGUAAUGGAAAGUUUGUUGUAUAUAUUCGAGAGAGAAAAUGUGGUCCUUUGUUUUGGGCCAUCAGUGUGAAAAUACAUAACAGAAAGGCAUAAUGGCAAUCCUCUUGAUUUCUA